Molecule: messenger RNA, 537 nt
Organism: Cooperia oncophora
Lineage: Eukaryota; Metazoa; Nematoda; Chromadorea; Rhabditida; Trichostrongylidae
Source: the annotation of a GenBank genome assembly
AUGACCAGCUGCGAUAAUGUUGAACUAAAAAACGAUCUCUACAUGAGUGUGAUGCACUCUUUGUCAAUCAUCGCUCUUUUUAUGAAUCUAUUCGCCUUUUACUGCAUUGUCUACAAAUCAACGAGGCAGAUGGGCGCUUAUAAAUGGUAUUUGCUUGCUUACCAAGCGUCAUCCACUGCAUUCGACACUGUGUACACUGGUUUUAUAAUACCUGUAAUCUACUUCCCAGAAGCAAUGGGUUAUCCUGGCUCUUGGCUGGCAGUGACAUUAUCUAUCACUGGCCACGCUGGCGUACUUAUGGUGUUUCUCACAGCUGCUCUACUUGUUGGUUGUAUUAUUAACCUAUUUAACUACCGUUGUCACGUGGUUACUCCAAAACAUUACUUUGUUAAAUUUGGCAAUUAUGUACUAUGCAUUGUUCUCUCCUUCUAUUUCAUAAGGAUGAGUGGACAUCUGUCACAGAAAACGAAGCGAAUGCAAAGACGAUUUCUCAUCUACCUUUGUAUACAGGUAGGUAAAGAGUGUUCGUUGCAUUAA